This is a messenger RNA of Haliotis rubra (blacklip abalone), 2056 nucleotides long. RefSeq names its product multiple epidermal growth factor-like domains protein 10. The coding region runs from base 182 to 1882 and encodes 566 amino acids. Lineage: Eukaryota; Metazoa; Mollusca; Gastropoda; Lepetellida; Haliotidae. The transcript is spliced from 13 exons. The record is from RefSeq and is a predicted model, not a curated record.
CAGUUUAGUAAACGGUUCACUUUGAAAUACGCACACACGGGAACGUUUGUUGUGGUAACUGCUAGAUACUUAUGGAGGAAACAGCCUAACAGAAAGGAAACACACAGUUUCACACGGAAGCGGGGAUUCGUUAUGUCAGUCACGGACACCUAUCUCAGAUAUACAUGUGUCAUUCAUAGUUAUGGCGAGUGUCAACCCAUUAUGUGUCCUUCUCGGAGUCCUGACAACAGUAGCUUCUAGCAAAGAGUCUCCAAAGUUAGUGAUUCUGUUGUCUGAUUUGGGGCGAGAUCUUCAACCGGCGUCCAUACAUACGAUACAUUUACACCACUUGAACUUGUCGACAAUAACAAGUCCACAUCUCAUCAGUCCCAUGGCCAUUGAUUUCGAUAAAGUUGGUGAACACAUCUAUUGGACGGAUAUUACCAUGAAACAAGUGAGGCGCGCUGAUACAGAUGGCGGACAAACUCAGGUCAUAUCACAACGACAUACCACAUCUUCACCUGUAGGGUUAACUGUUGACAGCAUUGCCAGACAGUUGUUCUACACAGAUGAUGGUGAAGAUAUCAUAGUCAGUGUUCAUCUGAACACGUUAGUGUCUACAACAAUUAUUGACAGUGGUCUAGACAAACCACGAGGCAUUGCUGCUGAUACCAGAGACCGGAGAUUGUACUGGGUGGACAGAGGCAGUACUUCCAAGAUAGAGACCUCCGACUAUAUGGGAGAUCAGAGGAAAACUCUCGUCUCGUCAGACCUUCACUUUCCUUAUGAUAUUACGUUGGAUGAAAACACUGGCCGACUGUACUGGGCUGACACUGCUGGUUACAUCGGAUCUGUUCUCGUGGAUGGCUCGGACAUGAAGAAAGUACUAACACAGAGCGGAACUAAAUUCUUCUUCAUAUCCUACUUCAAUGGGCUCCUCUACUACACAGUGUUUCAAAAUGACACAAUUAACAUCAUAAGCACAGAUGGAAUUUACUGGGCGCCGUUGAAAGCAAGUACUAUUCAGUCAUGUGCUGGGAUUCACGUAUAUUCACCGAACUACAAUAAUUCAGCUCCUUGUACGGAUGGCCAUUACGGACAUAAAUGUGAACCCUGUGGACACUGUGCCUACAUAUGUGAAAAGACAACCGGCCUGUGUUAUGGAGGCUGCUCGCCUGGCUACAAGGGAGACAACUGCACGCAAGUUUGUCCCCCGGGAAGCUACGGUGAUGAUUGUGCCGCUGCGUGCUCUAACUGCAACAACGGAAGUGUGUGUAACCCGGUGACUGGUCAAUGCCCGGAUGGAUGUCUGCGCGGAUGGAGGGGAGCUAACUGCGACAUAGCUUGUGAGCCGGACACAUACGGAGCAUCGUGUGUGCCAUGUGGCUACUGUGCUGGAGGUGUGUCAUGUGACGAGGCGUCAGGCGUCUGUCCAGAUGGAUGCCAGUUAGGAUGGACUGGAGACAAAUGUGACACAGAGUGCCCGUCCAAUACCUAUGGAGCGGCAUGUGCGGCUUGUGGUGUCUGUGCUGGAGGCGUCUCCUGCGACAACGUUUCGGGUCUUUGUGAUGCUGGAUGUGAUACUGGCUGGACUGGAGAAAAAUGUGACACAGAAAUCGAUGGAACAACUGCUGAAAACCAGACGUUCAAUCACAAUGCUGAUGGAAUUCCACGUACAGGUACGUUAAUCGGGAUCGCUACAGCUGGAAUACUUUUCAUCGUCGUUGUUGCAGCUGUUGCUCUUUGUGUUCUCACUAAGCGGAGAAAGAGACGGGGAACGGCGAAUGUCGACACUGAUGCCUUGUACAGGGAUCGUAAACAGCCAGUAACGAUGGGAGAUAAUAAUAGAAUGUCCAACAAGGGUGUGUCCAGUGUACACAUCCUGUCGCAGGACGUGAUAUAGCAGGGGUGUAUGAAGUGUGUGAGGAUGUCAUAAGUCACCCCAGAACAAUGUCAUCCAUACAGUGACAAUAUAUGUAAAUGUAAAGAUAUUUAUUAUCAAGAGUGGUCAGCUACCGUGACUGCUUCCAAAUAUUUACGCACAUAUUCAACCUAUCAACUUGACAUAAUGCCGGAA